Molecule: messenger RNA, 2341 nt
Organism: Thrips palmi
Lineage: Eukaryota; Metazoa; Arthropoda; Insecta; Thysanoptera; Thripidae
Product: lipase 1-like
Exons: 9
Coding region: 31-1248 (405 amino acids)
Biological process (GO): lipid metabolic process
Molecular function (GO): hydrolase activity, acting on ester bonds
Source: RefSeq, a predicted model, not a curated record
GCGGACGCCGCGCGGCUGCUGUUCGCCGCCAUGGCCGACGCGUUCCCCGCCUCGUCCCUGACCGCGAGGACGGCGCCCAGGACGGCCAAGGAGGAGCUUCUGGCCGCCGAGGCCAGCAUGUCCGCGGACCAGCUGAUCCAGCACUGGGGCUACCCGGGCGAGCGGCACAGCAUCCCCACGGAGGACGGCUACCUGCUGACACUCCAGCGCAUCCCCUGGAGCCGGGACGCGGGGCAGGCGGAGCAGGCAGGGCAAGCGGCGCAGGCGGGGCAGGCGCGGCCCGUCGUCCUGCUGCAGCACGGCCUCCUGCAGACGGCGGACCAGUGGCUGCUGCGCGGCCCGGGGCAGGACCUGGCCUUGCUGAUGUCCGACCAGGGCUACGACGUGUGGCUGGGCAACUUCCGCGGCAACACGUACUGCAAGAACCACAUGACCAUGUCGAAGGACAACGCGCAGUUCUGGGACUUCAGCUGGCACGAGAACGGCUUCUACGACCUGGCCGCCACCAUUGACUACGUGCUGGCCGUGACGGGGCAGCCCUCCCUGUCGUACAUCGGCCACUCCAUGGGCACGACGGCGUUGCUGGUGCUGCUGGCCACGCGGCCCGAGUACAACCGGCGCGUCCGCGUUGCCUCCCUCCUCGCCCCCGUCGCCUACUUCUCGCGGCCGCGAGGGCUCACCGCCAUGCUGUUCCCCAUCACCAGGAAGAUCGAGCACGACGUGCGCGCCGUGCACAUGGAGCUGCUGCCCCUGGGGUCGGUGCCUCGCAGCGCCGUCGGCGCCCUCUGCCGGCCGGGCGCGCCCACCGCCACCCUCUGCAUGGCGGCCUACUCGCACACCACGGGGCCGGACCCGCGCCAGAUGAACGCGACGCUGCUCCCCACCGUGCUGUCUCACGUUCCGGCCGGGUCCUCGCUCGGCCAGUUCGUCCACUACGCCCAGGUGCAGAAGUCAGGCUUGUUCCGGCAGUACGACCACGGCGUGCGCGGCAACACGCUGCGCUACGGCCAGCCCCAGCCCCCCCUCUACAACCUGAGCAGCGUCGUGGCACCCGUCCUGUUCCACUACUCCACGGGCGACUACCUGGCCCACCCCAAGGACGUGGAGCGGCUGAUGGGUGAGGUGGCCGGGACGGCGGCCGCCUACAAGGUGCCCUGGAAGAACUUCAACCACGGCGACUACAUGUGGGCCGUGGACUCUUACGACCUGCUGUACAAGACGGUGCUCAAGAGCAUGCGCGAGUUCUGAGCGCCCCGUGGUCUGCACGCUGGAAAACAGCGCUCCCGCACCCAGGCGAUCACAACGAACCUCUCUGGAAGCCGCGGUGGCAGCGGCAUUGCGAGUCAGUGUGUAAGCCGGCGCUGUUGUGCGAGAGCGCUGCAGUGAGCUGCAGUGCGCUACAGUGCACCGCACACCGGCGCAGCCAGGGCGCAGCCGGAGGGUCGUUCCGACCGCCCGUCCUCAGGGGUUGGACAGGCGUGCACGAAUCCCCCGACCGGGUGGACCGCGGCGGAUCGCCGAGUCGAGAGGCCCCUCGACGGAAGUGGGUCAGGCCGUCGGGCCGCCAGGCCGCCAGGCCGAGUGCAGCGAGGACAAAACGAUCCGCGCGCACCGCGCUCGCCGCCACCACACCCGUAAUCCUGUCUGUGAUAAAAGCCUCGCGCUGUGAUACACCAACCGGGUAGUUUAGCAGAGCGCGCUCGUUAAAACUUCUGUCCCGCGCUUAUUAUUAUUCCGCGUUUCGAGUUUGCGUUCCGGCCGGGUGCGCUCCGCACGUGCGCGGCACGGUUCUUGCUUUUCCCAGGUAGCCUACCUACAACGUGAUAAAGAAAUUAGGAAAAGGUGUCUCUGACAAAAAUGACGGCAAAGUUCAAUUGUAAAUGCGGGAAGAUUGUUCGUUAAAGUCGAAGAAUCUUCGCAGAUUUACGAAGAAUCUUGGUAAAUUACCGACAAUCUUCGUAAACUACCGACCAUAUAGGUAAAUUACCGACAAUUUUCGUAAAAUCCAAAAAAAACCUCGUGAAUUUGCUAAGGCGUCUUCGGCGGCAACAUUUUGGCAGAAAAACCUGCGUAAAUUCCGAAAAUUAGUUUGAUAGUUUUAGGGUACAAAAGACACGGGCGUUUUACCGGGAAUUACUGGGAAAACCAGGAACCACGUGGAGUGAGCGGCCGGAACGACCCACCCCUGUCCAUGGGUGGCGAACUUCUCACGGAUCGCCUACGUUUUAUGUUGUAAAAUUACGACCACAAACAGUUCUGACAUUACUCUAUUUUAUUUUUUUUCAAAUUUUUAGCUGCAAUGUUUCUAUGCAAUUUUUUUUAAUAAACCAUAAAACUCUGA